CUGAGAAAAAGUUUUUAAAAAGAUUUAACCAGUGUUUACGGCGGAAUCCCGAAAUAAGAUCUUUAGGAUCCAUCCGUUGUUUUGAAAGUAUUAUAUGGAAGCUGCAAAAUGAGGAGGGCCCAAAGAUCAAAGAACAAGGAGGAAAGGCCUGCAAAGAGGAGAAAAACGGGGACAGAAGAAAGCCAAAUGGUACUGGACAUAACGCAAAACGUGACUGCAACAGUCCUUUUGGAGCUUCAAAAAGCAGGUAUUUUGCCUAAGACUCCUACCACUGACUCUACUUCUCUGAGUGACAGUGCCAAAUCUAGUUCCACAGAAACAUUGUCAGGAAAAACAACAACAUCAAAUGCCACAAAGGAAACCGUAUCUAAGGAGACUCCGGUAGAGCAACCCCAAGAGGAUGUUGUAGAGCUACCUGCCUCAUCAAUCUCAGGUACAAGAGUUUCUACAUUUGGCACCAGAUGCACGAAGGGAGCCGUCAGCAAUUCCAGAGGAAUUGAUGCCAAACAACUUUUGGACAACAUUGCAAAAUUGGCCUCAGCUGCAUUAGCCCCUUCUACAAAACUUACUUAUAAAAGAGCAUGGACAAGAUUUGAUACAUUCUCUGUGUCUUUUAAGAUACCCAACAGUGUUCCAUUCAGUGUAACUACAGUGGCUCUUUUUGUGUCAUAUUUGUUUCAAGAAGCCUUCUCUCCCAGAACAAUAUCAACAUAUUUGUCUGCAAUAGCUUAUGUUCAUAAGAUGUUGAACUUUGAAGAUCCAACUCGUGCAUUUGUCAUUCAAAACUUAGUGGCAGGGGCUUAUCAACUAGGCAAUACAUUCGAUAUUCGUUUACCCAUUACCACAAAUAUACUGAAUCGUCUUCUUGACGUCAUCCCAGAUGUUAUUAGCGAUAAGUAUACACAAACGUUGUUCAAAGCGCUAUUUCUGUUUGCAUUUUCAUCAUUUGCUAGAAUAGGAGAGCUGAUAUGUAUGUGCGGCCCCUGA
This is a messenger RNA of Saccostrea cuccullata (small rock oyster), 987 nucleotides long. RefSeq lists its product as uncharacterized. The record is from RefSeq and is a predicted model, not a curated record. The transcript is spliced from 3 exons. The coding region runs from base 109 to 987 and encodes 292 amino acids. Lineage: Eukaryota; Metazoa; Mollusca; Bivalvia; Ostreida; Ostreidae.